AUGCGUCAUGCAAAGGCCCAGUUGCGAGCCCUUGAUCGAGAAAUCCAAAACAAGCAGCUUGACCAGGCAGGCUUCACAGAACUCGAGAAGGACCGGAACAAACUGCUCCGGAACCUUGCCACGAUACCGUACCUGGACCGCAAGAACGUGAACCCCGAGCGGGUGCCGGGGACUUGCAAAUGGUUUGAGAAUCACCCGCUCUUCCUUGAUUGGCGUGCAGGCACUGGAUCACCGCUGCUAUGGGUUUCGGCACUGCCUGGCGCCGGAAAAUCCGUGCUGUUCAAGCACCUCGUUGAUAAUGUCCUUCCGGCACCCCAGAGGACAAACUGUUAUUUCUUCUUCAAAGACAUUGAGGAUCAGAAGUCUGCCAUUGGGGCUCUGCGGUGCCUGCUGCAUCAGAUGUUUUCUCAACGGCCAGAUUUGCUCAGAAAAGCAGUUCUGCAAAGAUUUGCGCGUGAUAGCCAAAUCUUGCAGUCUUUCGAAGGUCUAUGGGAAAUAUUCCUCAAUACAACGAGGGCUAUUAACACAGGCGAGAUCGUUUGCGUUAUUGACGCUCUGGAUGAGUGCCAAAGCUCCGACCGACUUCCACUGCUCAAACGAUUAGCAGAGUGGAGCAACGAUCCGCGAACCACGCUCAAGAUCAUUGUCUCGAGCAGACUCUACAAAGACAUCCGCCAAGAAUUUCACGAGGUCCAGGCGCAGAUACAUCUCAGUGGCGAAGGUGAUCUUGUGGUCAAGCAGAUCUCUGAAGAGAUCGACAUGGUCAUCGCAGCAAGGCUCAAGAUCAUAGCGCAUCGGCUCGGUCUUUCUUCGCCAACACAGGAGGCUCUACAGCAGAAGUUGACUUCACAGACCCAGAGGACAUACCUAUGGGCUUACCUGGUCCUCGACGAACUUGAAAAGGCACUCGAAUUUGAUAAGCGGUCGCUUCAGGCCACUAUAGAAACACUGCCCAGCACUGUUGAAGAAGCCUAUGACGCGAUUCUCAACAGAAGUGGCCGCCCAGAAAGAGUCAAGAAGCUUCUGACACUGAUAUUGGCUGCCAGAAACCCGCUCACGCUAAGGCAAAUGGCCGAAGUGUGGGCUCUGGAGGCGGACACACAGCUUGGCGAGCAGCUGGAAGUGAUGACUGAGUCACAGUUUACAGAGAUGGUCACCGGACUCUGCGGUUUGUUUGUCGUCGUCUCCGAACGAAAACUCUUCUUACUUCACCAGACGGCGUCGGAGUUCCUGCUGCAUCACCGCAAUAGC
Messenger RNA from Microdochium trichocladiopsis, 1251 nucleotides. RefSeq lists its product as uncharacterized. The transcript has a single exon. NCBI's taxonomy places the organism in Eukaryota, Fungi, Ascomycota, Sordariomycetes, Xylariales, Microdochiaceae. The record is from RefSeq and is a predicted model, not a curated record. The annotation marks the transcript as partial.